GAUUAGCUAAAGAGAAAGAUAAAUCAAAUUUCAACCAUUAAAACCCUAAUAACACAAGCCGUUCCCGCUUCGCCUUCAUAUCAAAAAUAAGUCACACUCAAUUCAACUGCCCUUACAAACCUAACCGCUUGCCGGAAAACGCAACCGGAGUUACUCGCCGGCCACCGUAAACAGUGAGAAAUACGUAAACAGUGAGAAAUACAUUCAGGUUUUGUUGGGCAACUAUUCUUACGGCAACUCGGUAUGGAAUACAAGAUAGACACCGCAGAUAAGAAGGUGCUGGUUGAUAUUGUAAAAUUGGCACAAAAAAGAGGCAUGAAGGGUAAAAUGGGAGAUUGGAAAGAAUUCUUGAGCAGUCAUGAUAAACAGUUUGGGGCACGUAUGAGUGAUCCAUCAAAGAAGCCCCAUGAAGUUUUGGCUGCAUUUCUAAAGACAUUCUCAAAGGACGAGGAUUUGAAGUUUUUUAAUAACGUCAUGAAGCAUCAUUCAAAUCAAUACAUCUUAGAGCGGCUGAAAGAAAGAUCUCAUGAUUCCCCCGAGCAGAGUCUAGUCCAAGAAACUCUCCAGCACCCACUGUAUCCAUUGGAUUAUUCAUUUCCAUCAAUUGACGAGGGAUGGUUAGUGAUAAGCCUUAAAAGAAAAUCCAAGGGGGUAAGAUCUACUACAAUGCUUGCUGUUGAUUGUGAAAUGGUUCUCUGUGAAGAUGGGACCGAAGCUUUAGUCAAAGUUUGUGUUGUAGAUCACAAUUUAGAGGUCAAACUACACAAACUUGUUAAACCGGACAAAUCAGUCAUAGACUACAGAACAGAGAUUACUGGUGUCUCUUCUGAAGAUCUAAAGACAGUGACUUGCUCCUUAGCUGAUAUACAGAAAUCACUGAGGAAGUUAAUCGAUGGAAACAUAUUAGUGGGACACAGUUUAUAUAAUGAUCUACGUGUGCUGAAGAUAGAUUAUGUUAGAGUAAUUGACACCGCAUAUAUCUUCAAACCCGUGGAUGGAUCUAUUCACAGGAGACCGUCUUUGAAUAGUUUAUGUCAGUCUGUGUUGGGAUAUGAAGUUCGGCAAAAGGAUGCUCCACAUGAUUGUCUAGAUGAUGCAAGUGCAACAAUGAAACUUGUUCUUGCAAGGAUCAAACACGGCGUUGAUAAGCCAUUUCCAUUGACGUUGGUUCAAGAGCAAGUUUCAGAGAGUGAGAUGACAAAGCUGCUUCUUCACAGAAUACCAACUACUGUGAACAAGGAAGCACUACAUGAAAUUAUUCCUGGAGAUUUCACACUAGAAGUAAAGCCUCCCAGGAAUGGUCAAGGAGAUAUCUAUUCUGCUGUAGCUAUCUUUAAGAACCAUCAAGAGGCAGGUGAUGCAUAUGAAAGUUUCCAAGGCAGCCUAACAAAGGAUUCAAAUGGGCGUCCACAGAAAUCGGUCACAUUUCGGCUGAGUACGGGCACAAGUGUCAGUCUAUUUGUUCGGAGAUUGCCAAGUCAUGCACACCGCAAGAGAGAUUUUCAAGUGGAUGGAACAGAUGAUGUUUCCAAGAACAAGAAAAUAAAAAUGGAUCCUGAAGUUGAAAAGGAUGCCCUGAAUGCAGUUGAUGAUUCCAAGGAAGUAAAAGUGGAUCCUGAAAUUGAAAAGGAGAUUGAAGACGCCCACUUGAAGGAGAUUGAAGCACUGAAUCAACAAUUGAAAGAAAGAGAAUUGGAGAUUGAAUCAUUGAAGGAACAGUUGAGAAAAAAGGAUUUUGAAAUCACUACACUGCAUAAUAUGGUAGCUAAAAUAAAAAAGCGACAGCCUAAAAUACGCUAGUCUUGGCACUGGUAUGUGGUGUUAGAUUAUUUGAUCAAUGAAUUCAAGGACGUGCUAUUCUCAAUUGAUUCUUAUAAAACUCUGGCAAUGUCUUAAAACCGCUUUGGAGAAGCUUAUAGCUUUGGUACAUUGGUAUGUACCUGUUCUCCCUUUUACCAAUUCAAAUUGGGAAUAGAAAUUUUGGGUCUGAGGGAUCACGAUGUGGAACUAUAUUAUUCAUCAACAACCUCCAUAAUGCUAUUGUGUUAUUUAAGAUUCUAUGAUGUGGAACUAUAUUAUUGUUUGAAACGUUUUGUAAUGUUGACUAAAUACAUUCAAUUUUAGUUGGCCUUGUUUGAGAAUAUUUUUUUAUGGGUUAAAGUUGCGUGUUUUAAUUAGUGUGGUGUAAUUUUCACUUUGACCUAA
Messenger RNA from Cicer arietinum (chickpea), 2205 nucleotides. Its product is annotated as small RNA degrading nuclease 1-like. Gene Ontology annotation, cellular component: nucleus. Gene Ontology annotation, molecular function: nucleic acid binding; exonuclease activity. The record is from RefSeq and is a predicted model, not a curated record. Lineage: Eukaryota; Viridiplantae; Streptophyta; Magnoliopsida; Fabales; Fabaceae.